CAUUUCUCGCCCUGUCCAAAGGACGGCGAUAACAGCAGACAAACUUCACUAUGGGGCCACUGUUUCCUCAAAUACCAAGCCUAAUACAAUCCUUUGAAUUGUUUCCAAAUGAAAUCUAUAUGUGAAAUGAGCUAAUGGGCAGUAAGUAUUUCACAAUAUACGUUUUAGUGACUGCUGGUCGGCGGCCGGUUGACUUCAGUGCUGUCAUGUGAACCUUAGCUGCAGGGUGUACAGAGCGCCCAAUGAAGAGAACGAUAAAGGCUUUGCUUAUGGGGGAAAUGCCAAGCAAGAACCACAAAACAAAUGAAACACAUCAUCACGUUUCACUUAACACAAGCAUUUUGAAACUUUAAAUUAAUAAUUUUCACAUCUGUCUAUAAGUAUUUAACAAGCAAUGGCAUCUUUAAAUGAAGGCCCAGAUGACCUAACAAAAGAUGGGAAUCACUUUAUGUCUAAAGGCAGCCCAUCUAGCUUCACCCUUUCUAUCAGCAGUAACACAAAAAAAGAGUUUUCAGACUUAGAUCCCCUGGUGCCCCAUGCGGUCUAUGGGACAUUUUCAACCUCUACAGCCAUGAUACAGGAUGAACCACUGGAUAUUCGUCAAAAGAUGCCGAGUGAGUCGGUCGGAGCUAUGGUGCUACAGAUUCUGGUUCCGUGCCUCCUCGCGGGUUUUGGAACAGUGAUGGCGGGGACGUUACUUGAACUUGUGCAGCACUGGGACGUCUUUCUAAAUGUGACUGAGAUCUUCAUCCUGGUCCCACCUCUACUUGGUCUAAAGGGCAACCUAGAGAUGACACUGGCAUCAAGACUAUCCACUGCAGUGAAUGUUGGCAGAAUGACCUCUUCAAGUGAGAAGUGGAACCUGAUUGUGGGAAAUCUUGCCCUCAAGCAGCUACAAGCAACUGUCCUGGGCUUUAUCGCUGCACUGGUAGCUUCAGGUCUUGGAUGGAUCCUACUGGACGAGAUUCUUAUAAACCAUGUAGCAUUGCUUUGCUGUUGCAGUGUAGUGACUGCAUUCACGUCAUCAAUGUUGCAAGGGGUCUUAAUAGUUGGUGUGAUUAUUGGAUCAAAAAAGGUCGGCAUCAACCCAGACAACAUAGCCACGCCGCUCGCAGCCAGUUUUGGAGACCUCAUCACAUUGGGACUUCUUGCCAUCAUUGGUCAAGGCUUCUUUUAUUGCAUGGAGCCUUACCCAUAUAUUUCCUACCUGGUGUGUAUCAUUUUCUUGUGUCUGACACCACUGUGGGUAAUCGUUUCAUUUCGGCAUCCUGAGAGUCGCAAACUGCUCCGUACCGGCUGGGAGCCAAUAGUAACAGCUCUUAUGAUCAGCAGUCUUGGAGGACUGAUUCUGGACAAAACCAUUACUGAUCCGAACCUUGAGAGAAUUGUGGUGUACACACCUGUUAUAAAUGGUGUUGGUGGUAAUCUGGUUUCGAUCCAGGCUAGUCGAAUAGCUACCUAUCUGCAUUUUCAGUGUACUCUAGGUGAGCUUCCAGACGAUGCUAAAGGAUGUUACUGCCCCUGUCGCAGCUUUUGUGCCAAAGGCCCGAAUGGAAGAUCAGCACAGGUGCUGCUCGCAUUGGCCAUCCCAGGUCAUCUGGUUUUCAUCUACACCAUUUACCUAAUAGAAGGGAGACAAACUCCGCCCACUCCUGUCUUUAUAUCUUUCUAUUUGGUUGCAGCUUUUACACAGGUUUCACUACUGCUGUGCAUAGCUGAUGCGAUGGUUCACUGCUUGUGGAAGUUCGGCAGGGAUCCUGAUAGCUUCUCCAUCCCUUAUCUGACAGCUCUGGGGGAUCUGCUGGGCACUGCCUUUCUGGCACUAUGUAUUUAUCUCAUGUCAUUGGUUACAUAAAUGCUGGUAUUGGUGAUAAAGGACAUUAUCAGUGUUCUAGAAAGCUGUAAGUUCCUAAAAUAGAUUUUAUCUCAUUCAUAAAACCACUCAGUGUACUGAGACAUGAAUCAUGAUGUUGCUGGUCUACAUUUUUGGCAUUUCUCAGCACAGUGCAUCUAACUGAAUAUUUGUGGACAGCUUUUGAAAUAGUUUUUAAUAACAAUUCCACAUCGACCCUUUUAAUGUCAGACAAAUCAUUGCACAUUUUGCUGAAUUCCACAAUAUGCUGGCUGUACCAUGAGACAAUAGGUUUUUGUACUUCCUAGUCAUGUGACAAUUAUCUAUAUAAAGAAGUGCUGUUAUCCACUCCAUUAUGUAUAAAUACGUUACAGGUGCUCUUAAAUUUACUUUUUUUUUACAUACCAUACA
This is a messenger RNA of Paramisgurnus dabryanus, 2263 nucleotides long. It is a transcript of the gene slc41a2a, whose product is annotated as solute carrier family 41 member 2a. Gene Ontology annotation, molecular function: monoatomic cation transmembrane transporter activity. Gene Ontology annotation, biological process: monoatomic cation transport. Lineage: Eukaryota; Metazoa; Chordata; Actinopteri; Cypriniformes; Cobitidae. The record is from RefSeq and is a predicted model, not a curated record. Gene Ontology annotation, cellular component: plasma membrane.